UUUACAAAAAUAUCGAUGUUUUCUUCAAAGAAGGAAGAAACGAGUUUCUAAUUAGAUUUUUCUUCAAUUCCAGUUUAGACAUGAAUCGUAUUAGCUUUUAUGCGAUUAAUUAAAAGUAGAAAAAAUAAGCCACAUUUUUUCGUAGAAAUGAAAUCAAUGAAGGAACCAAUUGCCGUAAGCUAUAGCUGACAUCGAACCGUAUCUAUAACAUGUAAAAUGGUACGAACGACGUCACGUGAUAGAAUUUUGAACUUUCCACAGAAAUACUCUCUGCGCAUAAUUUCUAGUAUUAGUAGUAUUUGACGAAAUGAUUCGCAUUGUAUGCAGUGUUGGAACAGAAAAUGGAUAGCCUUCAUGAACACGUGACUAUAAAAACUGAGCCGGUUGACAGUUAUGAAAACACGCACUACGAAAAUGUAGUUGUAAAAGAGGAGCCGGUUGUGAAGAACGAAACUCUUUCAGACGAUGAAUUUACGUAUUCAUCAACAUACAACCGAACGAUAAUUAAAGAGGAAGUGGAUCUCGAUGCAGAUGAACCAAUUGAAGAAUCAAACGAAGAAGAUUACGAUUAUGAAAUCUAUGAAAUUUAUGAAUUCGAAGAAGAAGAUGACACGGAAAUAGAAAUAUUAACAUCUCCAUCUGAAAGUGGGGAAAAGCCUCUUGAUGUUAGAUAUUAUAGUCGAGAGGAACUAGUGGCUGAAUCUCUUCAAAAGAAAAAGAAGGAACCAAAAAAUUUAGAAAAGGUUCAAAAAAUUUUAUCAAAAUCUAAAGUUAAUGCCACUUUAGCAAAACAAGAUAAAAAAGGGCUGUACAUGUGUAAUCAGUGUGACUUUAAAAGGCCCAAAGAAGCAGCUAUAUAUAGACAUGAAAUCACUAAACAUACACCAGAAAGAGAUGAAAAUGAUCUGAUGACUUGUAAAAUAUGUGGGAGGAAAUAUGCUAAAAUACAAAAAAUUAUUAAUCAUCUCUAUGGUUGUAACAGAACACAACUUUUGUUUGCUUGUCGAAUCUGUCCCAUGACUUCCAAUCGCAGACAUAGAUUGAUACAGCAUUACAAUCGAGUUCAUAAGGCACUGGGUUCUGAAGUUUUGGAACAAUUUUUGUCUAAAUUAAGACUGAAUAGAAAUAAAUUAAUUAGAAAUGGUGAUAUGAAGUAUGUUGAUAUUGAGGCUUUACCAAAACAUGAAGAAAAUGUUUCAAAUUUCAUGUGGAAAUAUUGCCAAAAUUGUGAUAAAUUAUAUGAAAGAGGUGCAGCUAAUUUGUUAAUUAAAUGUGAAGUUUGUGACACUACUUUUAUCUUUAAAUGUAAAUUAUGUGAUAAGAUAAUGCAAGAUCGCUGCAAUGCUUAUCGUCAUGUAAAAGAAGAAAUCUCUAUUGCUGUGUAUAAAUGUGCCCACUGCGAUUAUUCAUCAGAGCGCAGAGCAACUUUACGAAAUCAUAUUUCAUCAAAACAUCCAGUUUUUGGGUCAAAUGAAUCUUAUAAAUGUGGUCAAUGUGGCAAGAUACGAAUAGGUGAACAAAGUUAUAAGUAUCAUUUGAAAGUUUGUAUGAGAAGAUUUGAGUGCAUUUAUUGUUCAUUCUCAACCAAUAUAAGAAAGCAGUUAAGAAUUCAUUUGUUAAGGCAUGCUGAUUAUUUUACAGGACCUAAUUCAAAUAAAGAAUUUUAUAAUGUUGAUUAAUAUAUAUAUAUAUUUGGA
This is a messenger RNA of Trichogramma pretiosum, 1697 nucleotides long. RefSeq names its product zinc finger protein 816-like. Gene Ontology annotation, biological process: regulation of transcription by RNA polymerase II. Gene Ontology annotation, molecular function: RNA polymerase II transcription regulatory region sequence-specific DNA binding; DNA-binding transcription factor activity, RNA polymerase II-specific. The record is from RefSeq and is a predicted model, not a curated record. The coding region runs from base 342 to 1679 and encodes 445 amino acids. Gene Ontology annotation, cellular component: nucleus. NCBI's taxonomy places the organism in Eukaryota, Metazoa, Arthropoda, Insecta, Hymenoptera, Trichogrammatidae. The transcript has 7 exons.